AGGGUGUGUGGCUUAUAUACAUAUUCGCUUCUCUCUAUAUAUAUAUUAUAUACAUACAUAUAUAUGUAUGUAUGUAUGUAUGAAAGCGCCAGCCGUUCCGGGAUUUAUUUUUUGCGGAUAUGUGUUUGGUUAAGGGGGUGCAUUUCUGUUGUUUAAAAGGGAGGAAAAAAAAGGGGCCGGCUGGUUUGUUCUGGGGUCCCUCGUGGAAUCCAAGCCCCUCAUGGGUGCUAUUUUGCAAUCUCAGGCUCCUGCUAUUGGUCAGUCCAUGAUCAGAUGGUUCUAUUUCCUUGUGUCCCUUCACUGGCACCCAGCCAUCCCCCUUCAGCUAAAACCCAAUCUCCGAUAUACUACUAAUAGCUAAACCACUUGGACUAUAAAACACAACAAAUCAUAACGCCAGGGAAGGACGGCUGCCUCCUCCCAAUGAGUUCUUAUUUUGUCAACUCUACCUUCCCGGUGAGCCUGGCCGCUGGGCAGGAGCCCUUCUUGGGACAGAUCCCGUUAUAUUCCUCAGGAUAUGCGGAUCCUUUAAGACACUACCCCGCUACCUAUGGAGCUACUGGAGUCCAGGAGAAGGGCUAUCCCUCCUCUUCUUAUUACCAGCAAGCUAACGGAGCUUACAGCCGGACCACAGCCUGUGACUAUGGGACAGCUGGUUUUUACAGGGAGAAGGACCCUGCCUGUGCCAUCUCCAGCCUGGAGGACCAGGGGCAGUUUGGCCAGGAUCAGCGGAAGUCAGACUGCGCUCAGAGCAAAAAUGUGUUCGGGGAGAGUGAGGAACAGAAGUGCUCCACGCCAGUCUACCCCUGGAUGCAGAGGAUGAACUCCUGCAACAGUUCAUCCUUCGGGCCCAGCGGCAGAAGAGGCCGGCAGACCUACACCCGCUACCAGACCCUGGAGCUGGAGAAGGAGUUUCACUUCAACCGCUACUUGACCAGGCGCCGCCGGAUCGAAAUCGCACACGCACUUUGCCUGACAGAACGACAGAUCAAAAUCUGGUUCCAGAACCGGAGGAUGAAAUGGAAAAAAGAGAACAAACUGCUCAACUCUUCGCAGCUGAGCGCGGAGGAGGAGGAGGAGAAAGCGACGGAGUGAAAAGAGAAAACCCUACUGAAGGAACGAGUACUACCUAAAAGAAUGCAAAAGCAACAACAAAAAAAAAGUUCUAUUUUAUUAAUUUUUUGUACGUGUUGUGUUUGUAGUUUGUCUUAGGUAUGUACAUGGAAUAUUCUAAUAAAAACAAAUAUUCAAUCUCA
Molecule: messenger RNA, 1256 nt
Organism: Gavialis gangeticus (Gharial)
Lineage: Eukaryota; Metazoa; Chordata; Crocodylia; Gavialidae
Gene: HOXB6
Product: homeobox B6
Exons: 3
Coding region: 424-1095 (223 amino acids)
Biological process (GO): anterior/posterior pattern specification; regulation of transcription by RNA polymerase II
Cellular component (GO): nucleus
Molecular function (GO): DNA-binding transcription factor activity, RNA polymerase II-specific; RNA polymerase II cis-regulatory region sequence-specific DNA binding
Source: RefSeq, a predicted model, not a curated record